CUACGCGCAACUCCACCUCCCAAUCUCCCAUGACUCCAUUUCAUUUCUCUACCUCUCCAGCUGCCCACUUCUCCCCUGUGCUCGCGGGCGCGCGCGAGUGUGGAGAGAAGGGAGGGAAUUCCCCCCUUUCUGUUCGGCGCCGUGCUCGCGCACACACCCGCACGCCCCACGCUGCACGCCGCCUUUUCCUCCGUCUUGCUGCUGCAAGUCCGCAACCACUGGAGGAAAAAUCUUUUCCUUCACUUUUCUUCCCUUUCCCCCCGCGCAUGCACGGGCUCUGAUUGACGCCAUGGGGGACGCCGCCGCCGCCGCAGCCUCCACGUCCGCUCCCACCACGCCCACCUCCAUUCUCAUCUGCCUGGAAGACGGCAGCGACCUUCUCGCCGAUGCCGACGAUGGCGCCGGCACUGACCUAGUUGUCGCCCGCGACGAGCGUCUGCUUGUCGUGGACCAGGACGAGGAGUAUGUAGCGCUGCUCCUGUCCAAGGAGAGCGCGUCAGGCGGCGGCGGCGGCCCGGUGGAGGAAAUGGAGGACUGGAUGAAGGCCGCGCGCUCCGGAUGCGUCCGCUGGAUCAUCAAGACCACGGCGAUGUUCCGGUUCGGCGGGAAGACCGCUUACGUCGCGGUGAAUUACCUCGAUCGCUUCCUGGCGCAACGGCGAGUCAAUAGGGAGCAUGCGUGGGGUCUGCAGCUGCUCAUGGUGGCGUGCAUGUCGCUGGCGACCAAGCUGGAGGAGCAGCACGCUCCGCGGCUGUCGGAGUUGCCGCUGGACGCGUGCGAGUUCGCGUUCGACCGCGCGUCCGUGCUGCGGAUGGAGCUCCUCGUCCUGGGCACCCUCGAGUGGCGGAUGGUCGCCGUCACCCCCUUCCCCUACAUCAGCUGCUUCGCGGCGCGGUUCGGGCAGGACGAGCGCCGGGCGGUCCUCGUGCGCGCCGUGGAGUGCGUCUUCGCGGCGAUCAGAGCGAUGAGCUCGGUGGAGUACCAGCCGUCGACCAUCGCCGUAGCAUCCAUCCUCGUCGCUCGCGGCAGGGAGACGCCCGCCGACAAUCUGGACGCGCUCAAGGCGAUCCUGGGCUCAUCAUUUCCACAGCUAGACACCGGGCAUGUGUACUCCUGCUACAGCGCAAUGAUUCGGGAGGACGACAAGUCGCCGACGCAGUCGACGUCGACGUCGACGGGGGUGGCGUCCUCGGGCGUCUCUGUCGCCGCGCACGCCGGGGGGAGCGGGAGUCCCAGCCCCCCGGGCGCUUCCGUGUCCGUGGGCGCCAAUAAUGCCGCUGGCACCGCCCCGCCGGCAACCACGGACAACCGCAACAAGAGGAGACGGUUGCGCUCACCUCAGCGACAGUAGGAGCAGCUCAGCUGCUGGCAGUGCAUUGCAGUGCAGUGCAGUCCAGCUGCGUUUUCUUUUUUCAGCUCACCAUUUCCUUUUGCUGCCGAUUGUUUCUUCAGGGGUGGCCGUAGAGUGAUUUGGUAAUUUAGUGCCGGAAAGAUUAGUGCGGUGUCGCAGAGUGAUUUGGUAAUUUAGUGCCGGAAAGAUUUCUUUGUUUUGAGGAGAUCUUUCGCGGGACCAAAGGGAGGGGGGCAGUGUAAAGACGACAGAACAAGCGUGAAGGCCUCGAGAGUCGAGACCUCACAGGGUACCGCCUAGCGCCUACUGGGGUGAAAGUGAAGUCAAGGAGUCGGGAGGGUGUGUGUGAAUACCGUUUGUAGCAGCUAGUGCGUCCGUCUGUCUUUUUUUUUCUUUCUGUUUAUUAAUUAUUAAUAGCCUGCUAGAUUUCAUUUGAUUUC
Messenger RNA from Zea mays, 1791 nucleotides. Its product is annotated as D-type cyclin. The record is from RefSeq and is marked validated. The transcript is spliced from 5 exons. The coding region runs from base 290 to 1351 and encodes 353 amino acids. NCBI's taxonomy places the organism in Eukaryota, Viridiplantae, Streptophyta, Magnoliopsida, Poales, Poaceae.